AUGAACCGUCCGUCUCGGCCACCGACUUGCCAAUUGUGCCGCAAGUCCGGUCACAACGCGUCUCAGUGUUACCAUCUUGCAUCCUAUGCUGCCACCGCUCCUUCGGAAGAGCAUUUGGCACAAGCUUUCCAUGCUCAGUGUCAGUUAGACCCAAAUGUUCCAGACUGGACUUCUGAUACGGGUGCGUCCUCACAUAUGUUACCCUCAAACUCUACUCUUCCAAAUGCCACACCAACCCAAGGUAAUCAACCCUCUACCAUAACAUCCUUUGUCUCAUGUCUUAACAAAGAAUUUGCUAUCAAGGAUCUUAGGAAACUCAACUAUUUUUUGGGUUUGGAGGUUACCUACACCCCACAUGGACUUUUCUUGAAUCAAUCUAAAUAUACCAUAGAUAUUUUAAAUCGUGCUAAGAUGUUGGAUGCAAAACCUGCACAAACACCCUUAAGCACCAAUGCUAAUUUUGUUUCUGCAGGUGAUCCUUUUCCGGAUGCUACUCACUAUAGGUCCAUCGUAGGUGCUCUCCAAUAUUUGAUGAUCAUGAGACCUAACAUAUCUUACGCAGUGAAUCAAGUUAGCCAGUUCUUGCAUGCUCUUACCGUUGCCCACUUUCAGGAGGUUAAAAGAAUUCUGCGCUAUCUCAAAGGAACCAUUGCCUUUGGAUUACAUUACCGUCGUCCCACACAUACAACUCUUAUUGGAUACUCAGAUGCAGAUUGGGCUCGAUGCUUGGAAACUAGACAUUCUACUUAUGGAUACUCUAUGUUCUUGGGGGGUAAUCUUAUUUCUUGGAGUGCCAAAAAGCAACCAACUGUUGCUCGCUCCAGUUGUGAAUCCGAAUAUCGGGCUAUGGCCAACACUACCGCGGAAAUUGUUUGGAUAACCCAUCUUUUACAGGAGUUGCAUGCUCUACCGCAGGAACGUCAAACUAUACUAUGUGACAAUCAAAGUGCACAUUUUCUUACUCAGAAUCCUGUGUCACAUAAGAGGGCAAAACAUAUUGAUCUUGAUUAUCAUUUCUUACGUGAACUAGUCGCUGCAGGGAAACUGAUCACUAAGUUUGUUCCAACCAAGCUUCAGGUGGCUGACAUCUUCACCAAAAGUCUUCCAAGUUCUCAAUUCUGUGCGUCUCGUGAUAUGCUUUGCAUUGGUCCGCCACCGUUUAGCUUGCCGGGGGAUGUUAGAUAA
This is a messenger RNA of Helianthus annuus (common sunflower), 1185 nucleotides long. RefSeq lists its product as uncharacterized. The transcript has 2 exons. NCBI's taxonomy places the organism in Eukaryota, Viridiplantae, Streptophyta, Magnoliopsida, Asterales, Asteraceae. Bases 1 to 1185 code for a protein of 394 amino acids. The record is from RefSeq and is a predicted model, not a curated record.